AUGGCUGCUGUUAUCACGCUCCAGUCGUCCUCGACGGCUGGUCUCCAACAGGGCUCUCCAUCUGACCGUCAUCUCCUUCGGCCGCUGCUGCAGAAUAACCCUCAGCAACCGCCGCUACAGCAGCAGCCGCUUCAACCACAGCAAUCCCCCUCUCCUGCCCCCAUUGGCACCCUUCCUCGUCUUCCUGCACUGGGCCGGGAUGGACCGAGUUGUGACGCCUGUCUGCGCAGAAAGAGUCGGUGUGCUAUGAACGAAAUGGUCAACAAGUGUUAUUCGUGCGACUUUCAUCGCCAGGACUGCACCUUCACCCUAUCAUCAUCGUCAACCACCACAACAACCAUUACCACGACCGCGACCAGCGCGAACAGCGCGAACAGCGCCAGCAGUGCCAGCACUGCCGGCACCAGCCGUCCAAGCACGGCUGACGUGCAGUCUAAAAAGCGUAAACUGGACGAUAUCAUCAAUAGUGAUGCGGAUUCUCCUAAAAGGUUAUCGACCGUUUCUAAAGCUGACAGUGCUCGUUCGCCCUUGAGUGAACACCCGCGGUUCAACGCCGUCUCAUACUGGCAUCAGACCACCCAGCACAUCGGCCUCACUACCGAGCUGGAGCCCGCCCUACUGGCCUACCUUCCGGUAGACCAGAACGACGAGAGUAUCGUUGCUGCUUCGCGGGUACGGAAACUCAGCGACGACGGCACUUUUAUGCGUGUCGUCAACACCAUGUCGCAUGCGGAUGCUCCGCAGUCCGCCACCCUGGUCUCCAUCGAGAGCCUGGUUGCUCCCUAUGGGUCCACCUUGGUAGAGAAGUUCUUCGAGCACAUCCACCCGACCUUCCCAAUUCUGAUGGAAGAUGUCUUCCGCCAGUCGUACAGAACCAGGAAUGGCAUCUCUCCACUUUUACUUUCUGCUGUCUACGUCCUGGCCCUCAAGUUUGUUGACAUCGGACCAGCCUCGCAGUCCGCGCGGCGGCCCGACGCCACUCGUCUUGAGGCCACUGCUUUGAGGCUUCUUAAUGAAUCUCUACCAUAUGCAUCAAUAUCGACGAUCCAAGCGGGGCUGUUACUCAUGCAAAAGUCGACGUUGGCAACCGCUGCUUUGAACGCGCAAUUGGUCACCGCUGGGUUUGAGCUCGGGCUUCACCAGGAUUGCUCCGACUGGCGGAUGGAAACCUGGGAGAAGGGCCUGAGAAAGCGUCUCGCCUGGGCACUUUACAUGCAGGACAAAUGGUCCGCAAUGGUGCACGGCCGGCCAUCACAUGUCGUUUCCUCCAACUGGACUGUGCAGGAUCUCGUGGAAGAAGAUUUUACUGACGCGUUCGCCUCGACCGCAUCCCAGCCGGAAGACGCCCCUGUAGGCCACGGGCCGCUUUUCUUCUGUCAUCUAGUGGCCCUGACCACCAUUCUCUCCGAUAUCCUGGACCGCUUUUACACCCUCCAGUCAAUACAAGAAUUUAAAGCCGCGGGCAGCAACCGAACCCGUCUCAUCCUAGAACGCGCCAAACCGGCCCAAAUCCGUCUCAAGGAAUGGUUCGCGCGUCUACCUGCAUCCCUCAAACUAGACUCUACCACCGACCUCUUUGAGAACAUCACGGAGGAAAAUGCCCGCAACGGCGCCCUGCACCUCUCCUACUUCGCCACCGAAAUCACUCUCCAUCGCUGCAUCGUCCGCUCCCUCUCUCCAGAUUCCACGGACGCCUACCUCUCCCACAUCUGCCGCUCCGCCGCAAAGACCCGCCUCAUCUCAGCAAUGGACUUUGUAAACCGUCUCCGCCCGCCUCACCUUCGCUCCUUCUGGCCCGCCGCAUCCAGAACCCACUUUGCCCUCAUCGGCUCGUUCGGCAUCCUCCUACGUGUAACAGCGCCGACCAAAGAAGAAGCCGAGUUCUACCGCCUUCGGCUCUGCGAGUACCGCUGGACCCUGAGCGUCAGCAAAAAGGACGCCGAAUUCCUCGAGUUUGCGCUCGAGUCUCUAGACAACGCAACGGAUCUAGAUCAUCAUGUCCCUGCUAAACCAGGAAUCGAUGAGCUGAUGACCAGCUCGUCAAAACCAUACAUUGCUUCUACUUCGGCCAGAUCGGGGACGACGCAGGAAGAGGCGAUUCUGGAUUUGGACCCGCGCUCUGGGACCGGAGGCACCUCCUCUGUUAUCUCGGGGCUGGCUUCACCGGCUACCUCGGUUAGUGAGGAAAGUAUGCACGAUGCGGCUGUUGCUCCGAUGUAA
Molecule: messenger RNA, 2220 nt
Organism: Aspergillus nidulans FGSC A4
Lineage: Eukaryota; Fungi; Ascomycota; Eurotiomycetes; Eurotiales; Aspergillaceae
Product: nitrogen regulatory coactivator tamA
Exons: 2
Coding region: 1-2220 (739 amino acids)
Biological process (GO): DNA-templated transcription; regulation of DNA-templated transcription
Molecular function (GO): DNA-binding transcription factor activity, RNA polymerase II-specific; DNA binding; zinc ion binding
Source: RefSeq, a predicted model, not a curated record